CUAAAUCUCUCCUUUAUGCCUUUGCACAUUAACAAUUACAGUCACCAUGGCCAUUACUGCCCUAAACGAGCAAUUGACAUUACAGAUUCCAUUUCCAUCACCACGACUCGCCAAAAUUGCCGCAGACGUAUUGGAUGUAGACAAGGAUUUGAAGCCAGAAGUUUCAAGGCGAAUUAUUAGGACGCAAGACAACAUUUUGAUCCUAGAUUUUCAAACAUCGACACUAAAGCUAUUGAGGACCGUGAUCAAUUCUUCGCUGGAAAUGGCACAAAUGGUUGUCAACACAAUGGGCGCUUUCGAUACGGAGCAGGAUGAAGUAUAAGGAUCAUUUCGAG
This is a messenger RNA of Lobosporangium transversale, 335 nucleotides long. RefSeq names its product CTAG/Pcc1 family. The record is from RefSeq and is a predicted model, not a curated record. Lineage: Eukaryota; Fungi; Mortierellomycota; Mortierellomycetes; Mortierellales; Mortierellaceae. Gene Ontology annotation, cellular component: EKC/KEOPS complex. The transcript has 3 exons. The coding region runs from base 47 to 322 and encodes 91 amino acids.